This is a messenger RNA of Closterium sp. NIES-67, 2120 nucleotides long. The record is from the annotation of a GenBank genome assembly. Lineage: Eukaryota; Viridiplantae; Streptophyta; Zygnematophyceae; Desmidiales; Closteriaceae.
CGUCCAAAUUCUUGAGCACAGAAGGAUUUCCCCUGGAAGAACCCUGCGUUCUUCGUUACCUCCGGUCUGCCCCGCUCCGUUGAGUCAACACUCUUGCGACUAUCAGCUUGCAAGCAGCAAGUAUUUCUCCCGUCGCUCGGCACUAAACCACGUCCUAUCUCCUCGUGACAUCUAUCUCGUCCUCUCGUUUCUCGGGCGUUUUGGCGCUUCAAAUCAAGUCGUUCCUCGACGUAGUAGUCGCGAAUCUUGGAUUCGAUCGGAAUCCAUUCGGUUUCCACUCACCCCUCCGCCGAAGCAUGUCGAUGGCGGACGUCGAGUCGGCAUCAAUCCCCAUGGAAUCCUCUCUGGCCGCCACGUGGCAAGAAAGCGACAGCUCGUCCUACCACAACGGCGCCGUCCCUCUCGCUAAAUUCGCGUCCGAGCCAACGCCGCGAAUCACGGGCGACGACGACGAACCGAACGACGUCGACGACGACGAGGCUGCGCUGGCGGCUGCGUUGGCAGAAUCGUCGCCGUCGCCGUCGCCGUCGCAAGUGUCGCGAUCGACGACGUCGGGAUCGGGGGGGUCGUCGCGGUCGCACAGGUCGCUAGACGACGCGGGCGAUCAGUUGUCGGUGGCGGGGCACGAGGCGGACAUGGAGAAGAUGCGCGCCGCUAUUACCGCCGCGGGGAUCUCGCUGGAGGGUGUGUCGGAGCUCACCCUCCUCCGCUUCCUGGUGGCGCGCUCGUUCAACAUCGACCGCGCGUCCACGAUGUACAUCGAGCACCGCAAGUGGCGCGCGACCUUCAUUCCGCCUGACUUCUACCCCGCGCGCGCGGGCGACCCCGAGCCGCAGUUCCCGCCCGCGCUGAUGGCGUCCGUGUCGCUGCAGUGCGCGCCCGGGGAGCGCUCGUGGGCGAUCUGCCGCCUGCGGUACCACGACGCUUACCAGCGGAAACUGGACGAACUGCUCAAGUCCGUCGUGUAUACCAUGGAUAAAGCCAUCGCGAGCCUACCCCCCGACCUGCACAAGUUCGGCGUGAUAUUCGACCUGCAGGGCGUGGCGUACAAGAACAUGGACUCGCGAGGGGGCAUCGCGUCGCUCAUCCUGCUGCAGAACCAGUUCCCCGAGCGCCUGGCGAAGCUCUUCUUCAUCCACGUGCCCUCCAUCUUCUGGGGCGUCUGGAAGAUCGUCUGCCCCUUCAUCGACCCUUACACCAAGAAGAAGAUCUCGUUUGUGGAGGACCGCCACCUGACAAGGACGCUGCUGGAAGUCAUCCCCCCGCACGUGCUGCCAUCGGCGUACGGGGGCUCCGCUGACUUUGUGCCGCUCAAAGACGUCCCCGUCUCCAACUGGCCGCACCCCACUGACUAACCGCCCGCUCUUGCUGCUGCCUCUGCUGCUGCUGCUGCUGCUGCUGCCACCACAGCUGCCAUGCCCACUCAGCCGUCGCCCCUCACCACUCCUCUCCCUCCCCAGCAUCGCCUUCAGCUCCAGCCCUUCGCUGCUCACCCACCACUCGCUCUCAAUGCUCCUCCUGCCACUUCUCGUGGUCACUGCUCUGCUCCUAACUGCCUCUCACAACCUCCCCUCGCAGUCUUGGCUCGACCCGUCAAGCGUGCCAGUGGUGUUUUGUUUAACCUCCUUGUUAGCCCCCUCCUCGUCUUGUACUGCACGCGCGUAUUGUUUUGUGCCGUUAUCCAUUCUGCCCUGAAGCGAAACGCUUCCCCCCCUCCUCCCCUCCUCACCACAGUGUUGCAUGCACUUACCUGCCAUACCCCCCAUCACCAUCAUGCAGUAGCCUGGCCCGGUUUCGCCGAAGCUUUGUGUUGUGUCGUCCUGUCCUUGCCCCUACACACACCCAACCCAACCACUGGUAUAUACGCUUGCGUGCACACACGCUGACAUGGCCUUGCUUGCUAAUUUUAAGCCCUGCACAGACCGCAUCCGCACAUCAACUGAAAUUCCCUAAGCCAUAAGCCGUGCACCACAAAACAUUUCCCUCACGGAAAAACAAGGUAAAACAAGGGAGAUGUAGGGUUUGCGUUGUACCCUCUAAGAACACAAACCUAUCUAGCUUGGUGACACUGCUGUAGUUCGUCUUAGAACUGAAUGAUUGAAUGAAAAGAGAACAAGGGU